CGAGCAUGGCGACGCGUCUCACCACCGUGAUGCGCAGGCCGCUUUGGCCGAGGCGCAUCCCAGCCAUCGUGCUCCCGCACAGCAUAAUCCCUCAGCAACUUCGAUCUGCUCCGACAGCCCUCCCAUCACGCCCCCUCAGCACCACCGCCAUCCGACGUGUCGAUGCCUUCCCCUCCCAGCUCGAGAAUGCCUCUCCCCUACCUCCCUCCGGAAAGCAGACCCUCACCGAGAAGAUCGUCCAGCGCUAUGCGGUUGGCCUUCCCGAAGGCAAGCUCGUCCGCAGCGGCGACUACAUCAGUCUGGCCCCCCAGUAUUGCAUGACCCACGACAACUCGUGGCCCGUCGCCCUCAAGUUCAUGUCCAUGGGCGCCACCCACGUCCACAACCCCAAGCAGAUCGUCAUGACCCUUGACCAUGACGUCCAAAACACCACCCCCGCCAACCUCAAGAAAUACCAGCAGAUCGAGGACUUCGCCAAGGAGCACGGCAUCGACUUCUACCCCGCCGGUCGCGGUAUCGGACACCAGGUCAUGGUCGAGGAGGGAUACGCGUUUCCCGGCACCAUGGCGGUCGCUUCGGACAGCCAUUCGAAUCACUACGGAGGAGUCGGCUGUCUCGGCACGGCGGUUGUGCGCACCGACGCCAGCAGUAUCUGGGCGACGUCGCGGACAUGGUGGCAGAUUCCCCCCGUCGCGCGGGUGACCUUCACCGGAACCCUCCCCGUAGGCGUGACAGGCAAGGACGUGAUCGUCGCGCUGUGCGGACUCUUCAACAGCGACGUUCUUAACCACGCCAUCGAGUUCACUGGCUCUGAGGAGACUAUGGCCAGUCUCCUGGUCGACAGCCGUCUGACCAUCGCGAACAUGACCACGGAAUGGGGGGCAUUGACAGGAUUAUUCCCGAUUGACCGCACCCUGGAACGCUGGCUGCGCUACAAGGCCACCGAGGCCGCCAUGCUUGAUGACCGCACGACGCGCCAGCGCAUCACCCAUGAACGGAUCGACGAGCUCUUCGCCAACCCCCUCGCCGCCGACCCCGACGCCCAAUACGCCAAGCAGCUGUACCUCAACCUCUCCUCCCUCUCGCCCUACGUCUCCGGCCCCAACUCCGUUAAGGUGGCCACGCCCCUCAACGACCUCGUUCAGCAGAACAUCAAGGUCAACCGCGCCUACAUCGUCUCCUGCACCAACUCCCGCGCCUCCGAUCUCGCCGCUGCUGCCAAGGUCUUUAGGGACGCAGCCCUCGCCAACCCCGGCACCACCCCCAAGAUCGCCGACGGCGUCCAACUCUACAUCGCCGCCGCCUCCGCCCCCGAACAAGAAGCUGCCGAAGCCAAAGGCGACUGGCAAGUUCUUCUCGACGCGGGCGCCCAGCCCCUGCCCGCUGGCUGCGGUCCCUGCAUCGGCCUCGGCAAGGGCCUCCUUGAGCCCGGCGAAGUCGGCAUCAGCGCCAGCAACCGCAACUUCAAGGGCCGCAUGGGCUCCCGCGACGCGAAGGCCUACCUUGCCAGCCCUGAAGUCGUCGCCGCCAGUGCCCUCAGCGGUAUCAUCUCCGGACCCGGCUCCUACGAAGUCCCCACGGACUACACCGGCGUAGAAUACGGCUUCGGCACAGGCCAGGCCCGCACAACCGAAAACGAACUAACCAACAUCCUCGAACAAAUGGAAUCGCUCAUCGACCGCGUUGAAUCCUCUUCCGGCGAUGGUGCCGGUGACAAAUCCGCCACCGAGAUCCUCCCGGGCUUCCCCGAGCGCAUCACCGGCGAAAUCAUCUUCCUCGACGCGGACAACCUCGACACCGACAGCAUCUACCCGGGUAAACUCACCUACCAAGACAACGUCUCCAAGUCCGACAUGGCAGCCGCCUGCAUGAUGAACUACGACCCCGAGUUCGCCACCACCGCCCAGCCGAACGAUAUCGUCGUCGCCGGGUUCAACUUCGGAUGCGGUUCGUCCAGAGAACAAGCUGCUACUGCUAUCCUCGCGAAGCAGAUCCCCCUUGUUGUGGCGGGCAGCUUCGGGAAUAUUUUUGCUCGGAACAGCAUCAACAACGCGCUUAUGGGCCUCGAGGUUCCUAGGCUGGUUGAGCGCCUGCGCGCGACCUUCGGAGAGCGUCAGCCUACCCGCCGCACUGGCUGGACUUUGACGUGGGAUGUCAGGCGCAGUGUUGUUGAGGUCAAGGAGGGACAGGAUGGUGAGAGCUGGACGGAGCAGGUGGGUGAGUUGCCGGCGAAUGUGCAGGCGAUCAUUGCUGCUGGGGGGUUGGAGGCGUGGGUCAAGAACGAGGUUGCGAAAAAGGCGUGACGGACUAGCAUUAGCAUUGGCAUUGGAGAGGUACUAGAGAGGUACUAGAGAUGCUAGAGGGAUGCUAGAGAGAUGCUAGAGAUAAAUACUGUACACAUAUUAUUAUUAGAGAUGGAAGUAUUGCAAUUAAGCUAAGAAG
Messenger RNA from Aspergillus heteromorphus CBS 117.55, 2442 nucleotides. RefSeq names its product homoaconitase LysF (gene lysF). The record is from RefSeq and is a predicted model, not a curated record. Lineage: Eukaryota; Fungi; Ascomycota; Eurotiomycetes; Eurotiales; Aspergillaceae. Gene Ontology annotation, biological process: L-lysine biosynthetic process. The transcript is spliced from 4 exons. Gene Ontology annotation, molecular function: homoaconitate hydratase activity; 4 iron, 4 sulfur cluster binding. Bases 30 to 2303 code for a protein of 757 amino acids.